AUGACACACGUUAGUUUAGACAUAGAUAAAAUUGACUGGGAGCCAUUUUUGAGUGCUCAAGACGGAGGAGGAAGAUUACUUGAAGAUAAUCGUUAUUUCCAAGGAACUAGGUAUCAAAGAGGAUUUGGUGUACUUGGGGCUGUAGGGCGUUUUUUAAUGCCUAUUGUUAAAAAUAUAGCCACAACUGCGGGAAAUGAGGCUGUAAAUGUAGGAAAAAAUAUUCUCGAAGAUGUUUCACAAGGUCGCUCAGUAAGUGAAGCAUUGAAACAGCAUGGAAGCGAAGGUCUUCAAAAAGUAGGAAAAAAACUAGAACAAUGUGGGAAAGGCAAAAGAAGCCGAAAGAAAUAA
Messenger RNA from Meloidogyne enterolobii, 348 nucleotides. The record is from the annotation of a GenBank genome assembly. NCBI's taxonomy places the organism in Eukaryota, Metazoa, Nematoda, Chromadorea, Rhabditida, Meloidogynidae.